Molossus molossus (Pallas's mastiff bat) is the source of this 844-nucleotide messenger RNA. RefSeq names its product cerebellin 3 precursor (gene CBLN3). Gene Ontology annotation, molecular function: protein binding. Lineage: Eukaryota; Metazoa; Chordata; Mammalia; Chiroptera; Molossidae. The transcript has 4 exons. Bases 24 to 641 code for a protein of 205 amino acids. The record is from RefSeq and is a predicted model, not a curated record.
UUGUGGGUCAGAGUCACUCAGCCAUGCUGGGAGCAAAGCAACUCUGGCUACCAGGGCUCACAUUCAAAACCGGGUUGCCCUUGGCCCUGACGCUUCUGGCCCUGGGGACUGGACGGGCUCAGGAGGGGGCAGAGCCUGUCCUCCUGGAGGGUGAGUGCCUGGUGGUCUGUGAGCCUGGCAGAGCUGCUGCAGGGGGGCCUGGGGGAGCAGCUCUGGGAGAAGCGCCCCCAGGAAGAGUGGCGUUUGCUGCAGUUCGAAGCCACCACCAUGAGCCAGCAGGGGAGACCGGCAACGGCACCAGUGGGGCCAUCUACUUUGACCAGGUCUUGGUGAAUGAAGGCGGUGGCUUUGAUCGGGCCUCAGGUUCCUUUGUGGCCCCUGUCCGGGGUGUCUACAGCUUCCGGUUCCAUGUGGUGAAGGUGUACAAUCGCCAAACCGUCCAGGUGAGCCUGAUGCUGAACACAUGGCCUGUCAUCUCAGCAUUUGCCAAUGACCCUGAUGUGACCCGGGAGGCAGCCACCAGCUCUGUGCUACUGCCCCUGGACCCCGGAGACCGAGUAUCUCUGCGCCUACGUCGGGGGAACCUGCUGGGUGGCUGGAAAUAUUCAAGCUUCUCUGGCUUCCUCAUCUUCCCACUCUGAGGGCUCAAGCCUUUCAAGGACUGGGGAUCUAACCCCUGACCUCUGCCCUCUCCUGCCCUAGAAGUAAAAUCUUUGGGGCAGGAGAGAGGCUACCUCUGGCUGCCUGUAUUCCACCUUCUUGCAUGGGACCCUGUGCCAAACACCCAAGGUGGUUGCCCAGCUGGUGUGGCUCAGUGGCUGAGUGUCGACCCAUGCACCAAGAG